Molecule: messenger RNA, 6350 nt
Organism: Oppia nitens
Lineage: Eukaryota; Metazoa; Arthropoda; Arachnida; Sarcoptiformes; Oppiidae
Product: proteasome activator complex subunit 4B-like
Exons: 13
Coding region: 542-6274 (1910 amino acids)
Biological process (GO): proteasomal ubiquitin-independent protein catabolic process
Cellular component (GO): cytosol; nucleus
Molecular function (GO): peptidase activator activity; proteasome binding
Source: RefSeq, a predicted model, not a curated record
AAAUCUAAUACAAACUGCAAGUCAUAGACAUUCAGUUAAUACUAAACACAACAACAAACACAUUGUUGUUGUUGUCGUCCAAGAAGUUCAAGACAACUGAUCCAAUCGUUUUACAUAUCAAUCAAUCAAUCAAUCAAUUAGUUGUUAGUCCACUAACCGAUCGACGGACCGACCGAACCGAUCAAGUGGUCACCGAUUUAAGAGAGAGAGAGGAGAGAGGAUUUGUUUUAAUCAAUUAGUUGUUAGUCCACUAACCGAUUGACUGACCGACCGAACCGAUCAAGUGGUCACUGAUUCACGAGAGAGAUAAAGAUUUGUCAAUCAAUUAGUUGUUAGUCCACUAACCGAUCGACCGAACCGAUAAAGUGGUCACCGAUUGAUUCACUAGAGAUUUGUCAAUCAAUUAGUUUUAGUCCACUAACAGACCGAUCAACUGAUCACCGAUUCAAGAGAGAGAGAGAGAUUUGUACGGCCCGUAACUGCGGUUAGAUUACCGCCGCCGCUACACCGUCGCCGAUAGCGAUGAUCAUCAUCAGCAGCCAUGGAUCAAGCGAUAGACAUUAUUGAUAUGCUGAUGGAUUCAAACAACGACGAAAAUGCUAGCCUAUCGUCCACUGAUUCGGCGGUCGAUUCGCUGACCGCUUUGAACAUCAACAAAGACAGCGAUGGCCAGCAAUCGCAGCCGUUGUCGUCGUCACCGCCGCGUAGCUCCCGACUAGGUUUUGAACCGCAAAAGGAGAUAAUAUUCAACCGAUAUCUGCCGUACAGCGAACAAAUUGAUGCCGAAUCGGUCGAGUUUUUGGCCCGAAUUAAGGCCAACUUUAGUCGUGCGGUUGUACUGAACGAUCGUUACGGUUUGCAAUGGAUUACCGAUUUGACUAAAUAUCUUCGACUAUACGGUCUAUGCUUUUCAAAGUCUGACCACUUGUUUUUCAUCCGUACGCUCUACGAACUGAUCCAAACUGAUGGUCUUGAGCUUCAAUUGGUCGCACAAUUUUCAAACGUUUUAACCGUUUUGCUUAAAAAACGGGAACUGAUUUCGCGCGAAGACUUGACUCUCGAAUGGCGACCACUCUAUAGGCUAUACGAACGGACUUUAUAUUCAAAAUAUGAAUCCCUGGGAAUGCUAUUCAUUCCCGAUAAUUAUGAAAAUUCCCUGAAAAGUCUGGUUCGGGCCUCACGGGUCUACUUUUCGGUCGCCUCGACGGCUGAAAUGCUCGACGAAUGGCGUCCAGCUCUGUGUCCAUUUGAUACCGAAAUGAUCAAAGCGGCCGCUUAUAUGGAACUAUUUCUACCGACAAGUUUACCGCCCGAACACCACGACCAAGGUUUUCGGCUCUGGUUUGACGAACUAAUGUCCAUAUGGACGGCCGCACAGAACACGCCAGCCUGGGAACAGUCAUUCAUAUCGUUGUUCGCCCGUAUGGCCAACGAUACUAUUGGCUACUUGGACUGGCGUCCGUACAUACCGUCCAUAUUUACCCAUUUAAUACGAUCGUUCAAUUUGGCCGGCGGUCCAACUAAAGUGUCGAUAAUGCGCGGCUAUAAUGUAUUCCAUAUCAAUUCGGUUGUCUUAUGGUUGGUGGCAAUGCUCGGCGGCGGCACCGGCGGUGACCAGCAAUCGGACAACACUUGUCAGUCGCAUAUAACCAAACUGUUCAAAGCCUGCGAAUCCUACUAUCAUCCGUCCAAUACCGGCAAAUGGAAUCUCAAACUACAGCAACUGUUAUUCAAAUUGCCGGCCACUUUCGUUGCCCGCUUGCAUCGGGAACGCUUCAAGCGGCCAUCGUGGCGAACGCCGAUACCCGAAUCGCAUCGACUAACCGAAUCCGAUAUCGACUCGUUUGUCCAGUCGCUGACCAAUGUCGUAAUGAUUGCCAUGUUUUCCCGUUGGGGUUCUAUCGAAUCGGCUACGGCUUUCCAAUCGCUAUCGCUGUUACGGCCCGAACUUGUUUGUCCGCCCGUAUUGGACAAACUUUAUUCGGCACUCGAAACCCUCACUGAACCGCAUCGAUUGUCAGCGUCGAUGCAAUGCGUAGUAUCCAUUGCCCGAGCACUGGUAGCCUCGGAUAAUCCCAAGUACUCGGACGGCCGUCUACAUGUACUGCCACUGUUGCUCAACUCCCUGGACGGCCUCGAUGUUAACGAUAUGCGCAAAUGUAUGGUUACUUUCCAAUUUAUCGCUACGUUUGUUACACUGGUACCGCUGAUCGAUUGUUCGGCUGCGGUGGACACCCGUACCGAUCUGACCGAUACGGAAUCGCAGCUGUGUCUGGCAUCGGUCGAGUGCGAAGACUUUGUCCUGCAGUUUAUGGACCGGUGUUUCGUAUUGAUUGAAAACUCGCAAUCGCUUGACCAGAGUUCACGUGGAUUGGAUCGCCAGGACAACGACGUCCGGAUGAACACCGAAGAAGGUAUCAUCGAAGUAGGACUGGCCUCGACUUUCGGUUCGAUACUACAACAGUCGUCGCCGCAGAUAUUUAAAAGCGCUCUGGACAAACUGUAUCAGUUUAUAUCGACACAUAUUUUCGAGACCAAAGUUGCCGGAAAGUUUGCCGCCAUUUUGGUUCGGUCGUGUUCGAAGGCCAAUGCCGAGCUAUCGUUGUCUAGAUUUUUGCCACACUUUUGCCGACUUGUACUGACUUUGACCGAAAACGAUGAAAUCUUAUCCGAAGAAUUCUUGGAUCACGAACUACUGUUUGCAAUGCAAAUCAUUAGCGAAUUAGUUCGAUGCGAUGGCCGCCAACUAUUACCGUACGCCGACCUAAUUGUCAAAGUAGUCGACCGUACUGUACGAUUGAAGUGCCGUAAAGGCUAUCUGUUGGCCAGUGCUAUCAUCAAACAUGUACUGAAAUCGUCGACUCUAUUGUUUGCCAUCGACUUCAAGUCCAUAGCCAAAGACUGGUCCAGUUAUGGCAAGUUUGAUGGCAACGAUUUGCCGAUUAGAGACUGGGGCUGUACUGUCGAUAUCAAAGACUUAUCGUGUCGUUGGCACGAAUCCACUACUGAAGAGUUAGCAUUUGCUCAGCGACUGCUCGACCGUUAUUUGUCGGCCGAAUUGUCAGCACUCACCGAAUGGAUGGCCGGCCAGCGGCCGCUGUCACGCGAGGAUCUACAGCGCAGUCUACUCGUAAUAUUGGACUGUAUUACUGGUGCGGCAUCGGCUCUGCCGCUAUGGGAUGGCGACAACAUUUGUCUACGCGAAUCACUUGUUCCGCUCAAUACAUCAGUUGUGGACAACGUUGGCGCCAAAGUACUAACAUUUUCGGACGGAUCCAAUGUUCGCCAAACCGUACUGAAGACAUUGCGAUCGGCGCUGACACACAUCAUCGACAACUGCGAAGACGAUACUAAAUCGUUGUGUCGUUUGAUACGAAUCUAUCAUCAGAUGAUGUUUUUCUGGGGUAUCAGUAAACAGGAUUUCGAUACCCGUUGGAAGGGCUUUCAUAUGGUUAAGAAAUCAUUGGAAAAUCGUUUGUCCCGAAAGAAACAUACCAUCAGAGCUCUGACUGUCGAUCGGCUGAUGCUUCAGCACGAAAUGCGCGUAACCUACAAAUCGCUUACCAAAUUCACUGAACUUCAUCAGCAAUUGAUGUCCGAUUUGGUCCAAUUGGCCACAAGUCACUACAGCGAAGUCCGAUGUCAAGCGCAAGAAACACUGUUCACAUGUUUUCGAUCGUUUCAACGCUCCUAUCGUUUGCCGCUACCGAAACUGUUGGCCAAUUUGAGUCCCGCAGCCGACGGCAGCAGCGGCGUCGACGACGACAAUCACGAACAGUUCAAAGGAACACUGUAUGUCAUACUCGGACGCAAAGGCAAUUCGCUGUUGACUGCAGCCGACUGGUCAACAUUACGGGCCGUUUGGCCGGCACUUGUGAAUGCCCGACAUUCGGAAAAGCCGAGUAUUAUUCGAUUGUUGGAUCUGGAAAUUACUGGCCAUUUGCGCAAAUACUUUGAUACCCUAUCGAUGUCGACCACUGUUAGCGACCAGUGUGUCGAACAGGCCCGCAAAGUUUGGUCAGAUGACGACUGUAGUCCGCGACCGGCCGGCCAGUGUCCAACUGAUACGGAAAUAGCUAGUGCACGACAAUUGGCUGCCAAUAGACACCGGGAUAAUCUGAAACAAUAUCACGAACUGGUGGAUCAAUUGGUGACAUCGAUGAACACUUCGGAUCUACACUGGCGAUACUAUCAGUUGUCUGCAGUUAUGCUAUCGAUGCUCAUCCGACACGACCUACCGCUACCCGAUUCGGCCGUCGAUUUGUUUACGAAAAAUCUGAUUCACGACACACUAUACAUCCGUAAGAUAUCCAUUGCAUCGUUCGGUGCUAUAAUGCGUCAAAUGAAACGCCCGCAUCCGAAACACCCGAUGUUGGCGUCCACUCAGCCGAUCGACAAUAACCAAUGGCUACAAACAGAUCUAUCGCUUAGUUUGACCACUGAAGCCGAAUUUCGUUCGUUUGUUUUUGUCGACAAACCGCACAUUGGUUUCUAUUGUUUUCCUAAACCACUAAUGGUUUACGACAUCAAUCCGAGUCAAUCGGAAUUGAAAUCAAUGAACAAAUCGGAGAAAAUUGUUUUCAAUUAUUUUUCGGAUCAAUCGUUUUUGGAUCGAUUGUUGACCUUUUUGUCGCUGGAAGAGAACAAAGGCAAAGACAAGUUUUCGUCGAAACGUUUUCAACUAUGGAAAGGUGUGUUCCGACAGUUCGGUGCCCAGAAUCUGGAUCUACUGAUGCCCAGGAUUACCGAAUCGGUGAACGGUCUCCAGGAAUCGGCUCAUCGAUGUUCGGCCGAAAUCAUUGCCGGUUGUUUGCGUGGUUCGAAACACUGGUCAUUCGGCGACUUGCAGACGGCGCGCACCCGUUUGGAACCGAUUGUACGCCAGGUUUACAGUAAUAUUACUACCGAAACACUGGGCGAUUGGGGAACUUGUUCGGCCACUAUAUUCGAGAACCGUGACGCCCGACGUAUGGUCUGGCUGUUGGACGUACUGAUGGCCGAUCCGUUGGGCAGUGGCGGUGUCGAUGGUGUUGUUGCCAACAAAACUACUACUACGACAACAACAACAACAACGGUGUCAUCGUUUCUUCAGGCGUCGCGUCUGUAUCUGCUUCACGGAGCCGUUCAGCAGCAGGAAUGGCGUGCAAUGAAACUGUUGGAUCAAUUGCUUGGAUAUCUUGAACGCGACAAUCAUUUACUGCACUCCUAUCAGAAUGUCAGGGAACGUAUCGGCAGUUUACUGUCGAAUGUCUUCAUGUUUGACAUCCGAAUCCCUUCAUUGCCGUCGACUUACGAUUUGUCGCCAAAUCGGAGCGCUUUUGUCGAUCGUAUACUACCGCGACUCGAAUUGCUAACCAAAUCGGUGGACACCACUAAUAGUACGGACGGCAAGAGGAGUGAGUCCGGCGGCGGUGGCGUAUCUGUUCUGAACGGUUUUACUGAUCAACAACAACAGGAGCGCAAAGAUGCGGCCAAUCUGUUGAAGACUAUCUGCAAAUGGAUUGUCGGAAACGUUUCGCGUGUCGCCUACAGCGCACCACCAGAACUGUUCCGCUUUUUGCCAAUCUUAUGUCUAAUGCAAAGCGAAACGAGCGAUGAGGAGCUGAUACGGGAAACAUUUGUAGCCAUUAUUAUGUUAUCGCACGCACUGUUGACUCCCGAAAGCAUUCAAGUGGCCAUCGAUACGUCCAAACAGAUAACAAUGGCCACCAAUUGGCACGCCCGGUCGGCCAUUGCAACAUUCCUCCAGUACAUGGUAUCGUCGAAUAUGUUUGUAUUGAUGGCCAACCCUGAGUGGACCCGUGAUAUACGGCGAAUGAUUAUCAAUCUAUUAUCCGAUGAACGAACCGAAGUACGGGAAUCGACAGCCGAAACACUGUCGGGUCUCGUUCACUGCGAAUUCAUCAAAAUCGAUGGCCAACUGAUUCGCGAGUUUGAACUGACAGCUCAACGACGGCUGUCGAAAGUCAGACAAUCAAACGGUACAUCCAUUGUUGCACCGAAAGAACUGUACGAACGUCACGGAGCUAUACUGGGGCUCUGCGCCUGUAUUAAUGCCUUUCCCUACGACGUCCCGGACUUUAUGCCCGAUAUACUGGUAUUUUUGUCCCGACAUUUGAGUGAUCCGCAACCGAUACCCACUACCAUCAAGAAGACAUUAUCCAACUUUAGGCGUACGCAUAACGACAGUUGGCGCGACCAUAAGCUCAAGUUUACCGACGACCAGUUGGCCGUUAUUACCGAUUUGCUGGUUUCGCCCAACUAUUACGCAUAGGAAUGGUCAACAUUGUUGUUGUUAUUGUUAUAGUUAUUAUUAUUAUUGUUAUUAUUAUUAUUAACUAAAAAUUGAC